Cotesia congregata is the source of this 1089-nucleotide messenger RNA. Lineage: Eukaryota; Metazoa; Arthropoda; Insecta; Hymenoptera; Braconidae. The record is from the annotation of a GenBank genome assembly.
AUGACAAGAUCGUUUAAUUGGAUGCCCUGGAAUAUUAUAUUUAAGUUAGCAACAGGAGAGCCAGAAGACACCAAAUUAACUCGAAGGAAUGGUUCCCCUGGAACUUCAUCAUCUUCUGGGAUAUUUUCUGAUGCUGUUACUCGGCUAGUAGCUGGUUCGUCGCCACUUUUGCCUGCUAGUUAUCUUACAUAUAAUCCUGCUUCGGGCUUGUCGCACUUGAUAAACGUCAAUAUCAGCUCGAGGAAAAUCUUCGGCAUCUACCAGAGAUUCAAGGAGGCUCAUCCAAAAUCUAAGCUUUUUGACUCCAAAGCCGAUGUAGCCGAGUAUGAGAAACAACAAAAAGAUGAUUCAGGUCCAAUAAAAUGGAUUUUGCUCGGAGUACCAAUCGUGACUUUUAUUCUUGGUACCUGGCAAGUGGAGAGGCGCAAAUGGAAACUAAAUUUGCUUGAAGACCUCCACAGAAGAACGCACUCUGAACCAAAAACUUUACCAGAAAAUCUGUCCGAGCUAUCGGAGAUGGAAUACUGUCCCAUAAAAGUAAAGGGAAAAUUCUUGUAUGAGAAAGAAUUCACAGUAGGUCCAAAAAGUUUGAUUUUCGACGGUGCUGGUACAUCGGAAAAAGGAGGCGGGGGUGGUAUAAUUGGAGGCGGAGGACGUACUGGCUUCUGGGUGAUUACUCCAUUCAAAUUGGAAGAUCGUGAUCUGACAAUUUUGAUCAACCGAGGCUGGAUUCCAACGAGGAUAGACAAGUAUCCAGUUGAAAAGUUAGCACAUAUUCCAGGCACUUUUGAGAUAACAGGAUUGCUGAGGUUACAUGAAGAGCGACCACCAUUCAUGCCCAAGAAUAAACCUGAGAGCAAUUUAUGGUUCCACAGAGAUCUCAGGGCCAUGGCAGAGGCUACUGGUGCUGAUCCGAUUUAUCUUGACUUGGUAGCGAGUGAUGGUACACCUGGUGGUCCAAUUGCUGGACAAACGCGUGUGUAUCUUAGGAAUGAACACUUUAGUUAUAUUGUUACUUGGUACUUAUUGUCAAUAAUAACAUCUUGGUUUUGGUACAGAUUAUACAUACAAAAACUACCACUUUUGUAA